This is a messenger RNA of Malurus melanocephalus (red-backed fairy wren), 4980 nucleotides long. RefSeq names its product DEP domain containing MTOR interacting protein (gene DEPTOR). Lineage: Eukaryota; Metazoa; Chordata; Aves; Passeriformes; Maluridae. Gene Ontology annotation, molecular function: protein binding. The record is from RefSeq and is a predicted model, not a curated record. The transcript has 10 exons. Gene Ontology annotation, biological process: negative regulation of TOR signaling; intracellular signal transduction. The coding region runs from base 243 to 1436 and encodes 397 amino acids.
CGGCAGCAGCCGCCUGGCUCGCAGCCCCCGGCGGGGAGCCGGGCCCUUCCCGCGGGGGCAGCGCCGACCCUGCCGUGUGACAGCCGGGGGGGGCCGCUGCUGCCUCGGCGAGCGCGGCUGCGGCGGCGGCGGCUGCAGCCAUGUGUUUCUCCGCCUGCCAGUGACACAAUAACACGGGAAGCGGCGGGAGGGAUCGGAGCUGCCGAGGGGAAAAGUGACCUGACGUACUCAGGCCGGCGGCGAUGGAGGAGGGCAUGAGCAGCAUGCAGCAGAAAGCGGCGGAGCUGGAGCACAUGGCCGAGGUCCUGCUCACCGGCGAGCAGCUCCGGCUCCGRCUGCACGAAGAAAAGGUCAUUAAGGAUCGGCGACAUCACCUCAAAACCUACCCCAACUGCUUCGUUGCCAAAGAGCUGAUWGACUGGCUGAUUGACCACAAAGAGGCCUCUGACAGGGAGACAGCCAUCAAACUGGUGCAGAAAUUACUGGAUCACAGCAUUAUCCACCAUGUCUGUGAUGAGCAUAAAGAAUUCAAGGAUGUCAAACUGUUCUACCGCUUCAGAAAAGAUGAUGGGACGUUUCCACUGGACAAUGAGGUGAAGGUGUUCAUGAGAGGACAAAGACUGUAUGAAAAGCUGAUGAGUUCUGAAAAUACCCUUCUGCAAGCCAGGGAAGAGGAAGGAGUCAAGUAYGAACGGACCUUUGUAGCAUCGGAAUUCAUUGACUGGCUGAUCCAGGAGGGAGAGGCCACGACCCGGAGUGAAGCGGAGCAGCUCGGMCGCAGGCUCUUGGAGCACGGGAUUAUACAGCACGUGUCCAACAAGCACCAUUUUAUGGACAGCAACUUGCUCUACCAGUGCAGAAUGAAUUUCCGCCGGCGGCGGCGAUUAAUGGAGCUCCUCACUGAGAAAUCUCGCUUGAUGCCAGAAAGCCAUGACAGCCCAUUUUGCCUGCGCAAACAGAACCAUGACAACAGGAAACACACCAGUUUUCUCUCAGUGAGUCCCACCAAGGAGAUAAAGAUCGUGUCGGCAGUGCGGAGGAGCAGCAUGAGUAGCUGUGGCAGCAGCGGGUACUUCAGCAGCAGCCCAACGCUCAGCAGCAGUCCCCCUGUGCUCUGCAACCCCAAAUCUGUAUUAAAGAGACCUGUGACUGCUGAUGAGCUCUUGAUGCCUGGAGCUCCAUAUGUUAGAAAAACUUUUACGAUCGUUGGUGAUGCUGUGGGCUGGGGCUUUGUGGUGAGGGGGAGCAAACCCUGCCACAUCCAGGCCGUGGAUCCCAGUGGGCCAGCAGCUGCAGCGGGGAUGAAGGUUUGCCAGUUCGUGGUGUCUGUCAAUGGCCUCAAUGUUCUGCAUGUGGAUUACAGGACAGUGAGCAACCUCAUCCUGACCGGCCCUCGAACAAUUGUGAUGGAAGUGAUGGAAGAAAUGGAGGCCUGAGAAGGCAAAAAAACCUCUUAGUGGACAUUUUUGUGAGAGAAAUAACAACCAUGGAGUGGCAUGACACAAGGCAGCGUCUAAAGAGAUGAUUCUGCUUUUGGGGGAGGGGGCUCUCUUUCAUUUAACAAUAAUAGCACUGGUGAUUAUGCUAAGAUGUGAACAACAGACACCAGCAUAUUUUCACUACGGACUUCUCUUUGCCUGACAGAGACAAGAUGAAGGCUUUAGGUGAUGUGUCCAGCCAUGGCUGCACUGGUCAGAAUGGGUUCCAGCCUCAGAGGCCAUUUCCUCACAGUCCRCCACUGGAACAAAGCACUUCAGGAGCUGAAAGAGCCAAACACUGUGGGGUCAGGAURUCACAGAUGGUUUGCAUGACGUAUUGACAUUGAUAAACAUUGUCCUGGUGUCCAGCUUUGUCCCUGGAGCACAUGCAGUCGCAGUUGCUUUCUGCUUGGGCUKGGGGCCAGCUGAUUAAAUCCUGGCUUGAUCACAGUCAAGCACGAACUGCAAAUGCAUGAGAAAAGGUGUCUGUGCUCAGUAGAGGAUAUUCCUGUAUGAAUGUUUGGGCCUGACUGAGUACAUGGGUUAGUCUACAAAGAAGAUGGAAAAACGUGUGGUACUUUUAUAAAAUCUGCUUUUGAAAAUUGGUCUUUUGGUUUCAAUGCCUGUGCACUGGUUUAGGUGCUUGAGUAUAAAAUAUUGGUUUUGAGGUUUUUUCCAUAUCUGUAAAAGAAAGGUGCUUCAAUCUUGCUAUUCAUCUCUUUGGAGAAUUUUUUGGACACCUUAAUUCCUAGAAGAAUAUUUGGCAAGUUGCAGUGGGAAAUUCACAGCCUUAGCAUAAGGAAUGAUACAUCCAGAUGCUCCAGUAGCGAAAGUACACUUCAAAUUGAAGCAAUGUACUUGAAUGUACAUUAAGCUUAUUAGCACUUUCCAAUCAUCUGAUGUUUUGCAAAGAACCAACUUCCCACAUGAGCUGCAUUUGACACUAUUAAAAAUAAAACAUUGUAUUUAACUCACUCUUAUGUUUCUCAAACAAUAGGAUUUCUUCACUGAUGAAUUCAUGAAAGAAAUACUUUAAAAAAACAUGUAUAAAAGUUCCAUAUUCUGCAGUUAGGUGACUCUUCAACUUGAUAGUAAGGGGACUGCAUGGGUUUUCUUUGAGCUUUGAACUGAAUAAAUAUGUUCUGCUCCACAAAAUUAUGAAUAUAUUUUGCAGACUUUCUCUGCUGUCUAAAUUUUACAAUUAAAGCUUGACUUUCUAUAUGCACAUGCCACAAAUCGUUCAGUUACAGGGUGGGGAAAGUAUUUUUUCCUCAAAUAAUUCUGGAAUAYGUUUUGUAUUAAAAUUGUUCUCACUAAAUAAAUUUCUCUUUCAGUAUGUUUUUUCACUCACUCAAACACUUUUACCUCAAAGAUUCAGCAAAUCUGAAAACUCACAUAUGCCUGCAGCUUUGCAGGAAGAAGUCCUUGUGUUCUUUGUUUSUGGUUUUGUAUGUGUGUGGUUGUAUUUUCACCAAGAAAACCUCUGAAACUCCACUAAUAYGCAGCAGUGCAGGGAGGUGUAAAACUGCAGCUGCUAACUUGGUAUUAACCAGUAAUAAUAACUCAGGCACAAGAGUGUUUGCUGGGUUUGUUCAAACUGUUGUCUGCUAUGACAUUUCUAAAUCCCACUUGUACUCCCCAAAAUUUUGGUACACAUGUAUAAUCCAUAGCAGGUUACAUUUUACAGUUAAUGUAAAAUAAAUAGUUGGGCACAUAAUGUUAGAUGAGGUUGUAAUAACUGUCCAUGGUAUCCACUCCUAACACUUGAAAACAAUCUUGUUAUUUCAGUAUGCUGUAAGUGUUUUGGUUUGUGAAAGCAGGAAUGCUUCUCCAAAUAUUUCGAUUUAAUUUAUAUUUUUUAUUUUCUUUUCCAUUUCUUCCCCCCCUCCCCGGGUUGUUUUGGUGGCUUGGGCCCCUUUAAAAUACAAAUUGUGCAUGUUAAGGCAGAUACAGACUAAGUUAAAUAUUACAAUGUGAAGGAUUUUCUUAGCAAAAUGCUAAUGAUUCUCUCUAAUGCCAUCAUGGAUUCUUCUGUAUUACAUCUCUUGCCUUAGUUAAUAUUCUGCUACAAGUUCUCUGUAGCUUACAGAUAAUUAAGAAACUGGGUCAGAAUUUGGCUUAAUAAUGCAUUACAGAGUGCACUUCAGACUAGAGCAAAAAGAGUGGGAAUGGGGGGAGGGAGAGAGCUGUGCAUUUCAUUAUGUUACAGAUUGGAGAUGGCAUCUUGAUUCACAAGAUACAUUCGUCUCUAUCACRAUCUGAGCACUGCUGCUUGCCUUCUGUUUAACAGGGAUUUCCAUAUUGUGUUCUCAAUUUGACUGACAAUCUGGGAUUUAAUUAAUUCUUUCCCUCUUUGGUGUGACAAAGGUAUUCAAAUUGUCUCUGCAAUGAAAUUUUGCGUUUUGGAAAAAGGSAUGCAGAGUAAAAAUUAAGCUAUGAAAUGUAUCAUUUCCAAUUAAAUUGCAGUUUGUCUGCAGAUAGUGCUGCAUAUGCUCYGAGACAUUCCACAGGAGCCCGUGUCAAACUCUCGUGCAGUUCAGAGGGCACAGAAUUUUGAAUAUAACAGAGCACCUUGCUUCCUGCAAAGUGCCAGGGGAAAUGUAAGAUUAUUCACAGAAGUGAGGCAUUUCAAGAGAUGGAUGAAUAUCACAGUGUGGAGUGAAGCAAGAAAUCAGAAAUUAAAAACAAACCCCAGCAUCAGCAGUAAUCGCUUCACUAAAAAGAAAUUUUUGUAAGACUUACUGUCUUCUGUGAUCACGUUUUUGGUUACUACAGAUCUUGUGAGAUCCUCUAAUAAAUCUUUAAGCCUUAAUCACUCAACUUAGUGCCAUUCCUCUGUACAUGUACAUUUGCAAAUCAUUUAUGGACAUCUUCAAGCAAUGUAAUAUUUAAUUAAAUUCAAGUAGCAGUUAAGCUAAUUGGAGCAUUAAAUCAGUGUGGGGUUUUUUUUUCUGUUGUAUUUCCUACAAGGUACAUUAUUUUCAUUAUCCUUUUCAAGAUCAAAUACCAUAUGUAUAGUAUUGAACACAACUGAUUCCACUGCUAAUCCCAUAGAAGGCAUUUCCUUCACACAAUGAUGCAAUAAUCCACUUCAGGUGUAUCAGAACUUAAUUGCUUUUUAGGUCUGCAUAGAAGCUGAARAUAAAACUUUCAGACUUAAAAAGACAUUGGUGGUGUUAUAGCAGUAUCUGAAAUACUAGUGGAUGUGGCCUGUUACACCUUCUGUCUAUGAGAUUACAUUCAGGAAGAGGUUUGGAAUGAAAAGGUCAUGUAGUAGGACUGUUUCUCAAAGUAUGUUUCUUCAUUUUUUUUCUUCAUUUUCUGCUUAUACUCUCAUGAAUGACUAAAGAAUGCUGGGGAUGUGUCAAAUGCUGUCCCAGAAUUAUUGGUUUAAUGGUCAGAUUGUUCCCUUAUCAUGGUCUGGUAAGGGAAAACUGCCCCAGCGAAGUUGGAGAAUAACAAGAGAUCUGAAUUUGGGCACAUUUGUUGUGCCUCUGGACCU